Messenger RNA from Varanus komodoensis (Komodo dragon), 2705 nucleotides. RefSeq names its product Kruppel like factor 10 (gene KLF10). Gene Ontology annotation, biological process: regulation of transcription by RNA polymerase II. Gene Ontology annotation, molecular function: RNA polymerase II cis-regulatory region sequence-specific DNA binding; DNA-binding transcription factor activity, RNA polymerase II-specific. Bases 141 to 1565 code for a protein of 474 amino acids. The transcript is spliced from 4 exons. The record is from RefSeq and is a predicted model, not a curated record. NCBI's taxonomy places the organism in Eukaryota, Metazoa, Chordata, Lepidosauria, Squamata, Varanidae.
GAAAAAUAAAGACGGCUUCAAGCAGAGAGCGCCUCGGGCGGGGAGGGAAAAGCGGUUGUCAACUCGCUCGCUCUGCAUCAGGGCUGCAGCCUGACAGUACUGGCUGGGAGCAGAGGCGAAAGCCUGUUUUCAUCAAGGUCAUGCUAAAUUUUGGAGCGUCUCCUUUCCAGCCCACCGAAGAAGGAAUAAUGACUAAAAAGAAGCACAUUGGGAAGUGUUCCUGGAGUAAUACCACUGGAAAGAGUGAUUUUGAAGCUGUAGAAGCUCUAAUGUCCAUGAGCUGCAGUUGGAAAUCAGAUUUUAAGAAGUAUGUUGAACUGAGACCAAUAACACCAGCAUCAGAUACUUCUGAAGAACUGGAGGACAAUCUGCUACCUCCUGCUGACUUCCAUGCAAUAUCAGCCCUUUGUUUGACUCCACCCUACAGUCCUUCUGACCUUGAAACAGCUCAGGCAAUCCAUCUAGCAACACCAGCACCAUCUACUGUACAGAGCAAGUCAUUUACCGACACUUCUGAGCAAGGCUUUGCAGCAUCUCUUAAAGAAACUGAAAAGGUUUCAGCACCAAGAAUGCCAAAAGCUCAGGCAACAAGUGUUAUUCGCCACACAGCUGAUGCUCAGCUUUGCAAUCACAGAACCUGUCCAGCAAGGACAACAAGUAUUUUGAAGUAUCGGGAAGAUAAUGUAAGGGAAGCAAGUCAACAAGCCAAUGCAAAAACAAAACAAAAUUCAUCAUGUGAGGACGUGUCACUGACUACUGCAGUUUCUGAAGAUAAGCUGCCAGGCAUGCAAGAAAAAGUGCUAACUGUUAGUCCGACACCUUUCACACAGGCCACACUUGGCACCCCUCUGCCUGUUCCCAGAUCAGAAGAGCAGCCUAAACUGGCAGUUCCUCCAUCUUCUGUGCAAGCAGGGGGAGUCCCUUCUGUGCCAGUGGUUUGCCAAAUGGUUCCCCUGUCUGCUAACAACUCUGUUGUGACAGCAGUGGUACCCAACACUCCCUGUAGUCAGUUACCAACAAACUUUUGUCAGCCUGUGGUGCUCAUGGGAGCCCAAGUUCCCAAAGGAGCUGUCAUGUUUGUUGUGCCACAGACUGUUGUUCAGAAUCCAAAGGCUCCAGUGAUCAGUCCUAAUGGCACCAGACUUUCGCCCAUUGCUCCUGCUCCAGGUUUUGCUCCUGUUGCAACAAAGAUCACUCCAUCCGUUGACUCUUUAAGAAUAAGAAGUCAUGUCUGUAAUUAUCCAGGAUGUGGAAAAACAUACUUCAAGAGUUCCCAUUUGAAGGCUCAUGUUAGAACGCACACAGGAGAGAAGCCAUUCAGCUGCAGUUGGAAAGGCUGUGAGAGGAGAUUUGCACGUUCGGAUGAACUGUCUCGCCAUCGUAGAACACACACAGGAGAGAAAAAAUUUGCCUGCAUAACAUGUAAUCGGCGAUUCAUGAGGAGUGACCAUUUAACCAAACAUGCACGUCGCCACUUAUCGGCCAAGAAGCUACCAAACUGGCAGAUGGAAGUGAGCAAGCUAAAUGAUAUCAUUAAACUACCUGCUUCUGCACCUGCACAGUAAAAGCACACAAUCUCAACAUACUGUUAACUACUGUCACUGUGAUUAGAAUGUCAACAGUGAUGUGAAAUGGCUUGCAAAGUCUGUUCCAGCUUCAGAUGACACUAGAGCAGACAGGCAAUAGCUGUUUGUAUUCCUGAGUGUAUCAGUGACCUAUAGAACAUCAGGUUUCUAUUGUACCUGGGGAAAGGCGGAAGGGAAGUAUCAAAAUCAGUGCAAGGACAAGAUUUAAACAUGUGGAAAACUAUUCAUAUGUACUAUGGAUCAGCCAGGUAUGAGCCAGAAAGCUAGGCAGGUGUGAAGGCUUUGGAAUCUCUUUACAGGCAUUGUAAACAAAAUCCAACUUAUGGUACAAAAUCAGGGAUAAAUGUCAGUUAGACUACUAAAUAAUAUUUGGUUUUCUAUUUGAGACCUAUUUCUGAAUGAUUGGGGAAACCUGGUCAUCAAGAAUCUCUUGAGAUCAGUUCUGUUUAUCUCCAAUCCCUUAAAAUAUCAAGUGUAGUUUAUUAUAGCAAUUCAAAACAACUGUAAAGUGUAUAAUUGAAUAAGAGAUACCAUAUGGUUGGAAUAUUCUAACUUGCAAGCCUAAUCUAUUUUUACUACUUCUGAAAACAUCGUGAUUAGUACUAUUACCUGUACUUCAGCAACUUUUGGUGUUCCUGCUUUUAAGUUGCUUAUUAUUUCACUUACACCUUUAAUAUUCUAUACUGCUGACUUUUCAAAACCUGGAUACAGUGCACUUUGUUUAAAAUAUAAUGUAAAGAGUCAACUAUGAGGCUUUUUUCAGGAGGAAGGACAAGAGUAUGCAAUGCUACUUUCUGAAAAGUUACUCUGGAAGAUAGUUCAUAAUACAGAUAUACAGGGCCUUUAUACAUUAAGGGUACAGUUUAAGCUAUAUUUAAAUCAGAAAAUGAGGGGAUGUGUUAGGAACAAUUAAAGUUAAAACAUCAACGCUAAGUAUGUACACCAUGAUUUUCUUAUCAUUAUUCUGUUACAUCUUCUGCUGUAUUGGUGAAAAGAGAACUUCUGGGGAUGGUGUAAUAUCUGUUGGUUUUUUUUUUUUUUUGGACUACUUAAAAUUUUGCACAAUAUUUCUUACAAUGUACUUUAUACCUUGUUUACAAUAAAUACCAUUUUUCUUGA